Messenger RNA from Mesitornis unicolor (brown roatelo), 1932 nucleotides. It is a transcript of the gene DPP6, whose product is annotated as dipeptidyl-peptidase 6. The annotation marks the transcript as partial. Lineage: Eukaryota; Metazoa; Chordata; Aves; Mesitornithiformes; Mesitornithidae. Gene Ontology annotation, molecular function: serine-type peptidase activity; dipeptidyl-peptidase activity. Gene Ontology annotation, biological process: proteolysis. The transcript has 19 exons. The record is from RefSeq and is a predicted model, not a curated record.
AUAUUUAUCUUUGAGAAUAACAUCUAUUACUGUGCCCAUGUGGGGAAACAAGCCAUCCGAGUGGUCUCCACAGGAAAGGAAGGUGUUAUUUUCAAUGGGCUCAGCGACUGGCUCUAUGAAGAGGAGAUCUUGAAGACUCAUAUUGCUCAUUGGUGGUCUCCUGAUGGCACCAGGUUAGCAUAUGCAACAAUUAAUGCGUCCAGAGUCCCCACCAUGGAGAUCCCAGUAUACACUGGCAGCCUUUACCCUACUGUUAAAACGUAUCAUUAUCCAAAGGCUGGCAUGGAAAAUCCAACUAUUUCUUUGCACGUGAUUGGUCUGAACGGACCUACCCAUGACCUGGAAAUGACUCCCCCUGACGAUCAAAGAAUGAGGGACUACUACAUAACCAUGGUGAAAUGGGCAACCAGCACCAAGGUGGCGGUAAACUGGCUGAACAGGGCCCAGAACGUGUCCAUCCUGACGCUGUGCGAUGCGACCACGGGAGUCUGCACAAAGAAACAUGAAGAUGAAAGUGAAGGCUGGCUGCACAGACAGAAUGAAGAGCCAAUUUUUUCCAAGGACGGUCGGAAGUUUUUCUUUGUCCGAGCCAUUCCCCAGGGAGGACGCGGGAAGUUCUACCACAUCACCAUGUCGUCAUCACAGCCCAACAGUAGCAGUGAUAAUUUACAGGCUAUUACAUCUGGUGACUGGGAUGUGACAAAGAUAUUGGCAUACGAUGAAAAGAGGCAUAAAAUUUAUUUCCACAGCACAGAAGAUUUGCCAAGGAGGAGACAUUUAUACAGCGCAAGCACAAAUGGAAACUUCAACAGGCGAUGUCUGUCCUGUGAUCUGAUUGAAAACUGCACAUAUUUCAGUGCAUCCUUCAGUCACAAUCUGGAAUAUUUCCUACUGACAUGUGAAGGUCCCCGAGUCCCGAUGGUGACUGUUCACAACACAGCGGAUGCACAGAAAAUUUUUGAGCUGGAGGUAAAUGAAAAUGUGCAGCUGACUGUAAAUGACAGGCAAAUGCCUAAGGUAGAAUACAUGGAAAUCAAGAUAGACGAUUACAAAUUGCCAAUGCAGAUCCUAAAGCCAGCGACGUUUUCGGACACCGCACACUACCCCUUGCUUUUGGUUGUAGAUGGGACACCUGGCAGCCAGAUCGUAACAGAGAGAUUUGAGGUGACGUGGGAAAGCGUCAUGGUCAGCUCUCACAACGCCAUCGUGCUGAAGUUCGACGGCCGCGGGAGUGGCUUCCAAGGCACUAAGCUAUUGCACGAGGUGAAGAGGAGACUGGGCCUUUUGGAAGAGAAGGACCAGUUGGAAGCUGUCCGGACAAUGCUGAAGGAGCAUUACAUUGAUAAAAUGCGAGUCGGUGUGUUUGGGAAGGAUUACGGUGGCUACCUGAGCACUUACAUGCUUCCAGCCGGUGAAGAGAACCAGGUGUUCGCCUGUGGAGCUGCUCUUUCUCCGCUGACAGACUUCAAACUAUAUGCUUCAGCCUUUUCCGAAAGAUACUUGGGCUUGCAUGGGAUUGAUAACAGAGCAUACGAGAUCACCAAAUUAGCACACAGAGUCUCAUUACUGAAGGAACAGACAUUUUUGAUCAUUCAUGCUACUGCUGAUGAAAAAAUCCAUUUCCAGCAUACUGCGGACCUUAUCACACACCUAAUUAGGGCAAAGGCUAAUUACAGCUUGCAGAUUUACCCUGAUGAAAGCCAUUACUUCAGCAACGCAGCAUUGGAGCAGCAUUUAUACAACUCCAUCGUCAACUUCUUUGUGGCGUGUUUCCAAGUUCAGGACAAACUCCCAAUAGCCCCACUGAAAGAGGAGGAGGACGAUGAUUAACCCUACUUGUCCGUGCUAAGCACAAAGCAGAUGUCUCUAACAAUAUGCAACUGGAUCAUUUUCCUGAAGAAAGAGAUGUUACGUUGUUAGCAUGUAUUUAAA